GCACAGAACCCGCGCGGCGCAGUACAUAGGAAGUGACUCACAGGAGUCGAGCGGCGCGCGUGGGUGUGUGCGCUGUUAAAACAAGGCGCAGACUCCUGCGGGUGACUCACUCGGCUGCUCGCUCUUCCAAUGCUGAGAAACCAGCGCGGACUGUUAAUCAGAUGAACUUUCGGGAAGCGUGCGGCCGACAGCGAGCAGCUCCUCUCCCGCGGACCCGAUGGCUCCCGACGCCCUGUGCGCGCUGUGCGGACUCAUGAUAGCGGCGCUGACUCAUUUCCAUGUUGCGAGCGCACAGAAAAGUCAGUGUGGCAGUUCAGAGUUCUUGAACUCAGAUUUGGACGUUUGUGUGCCGUGCGCAUCCUGCAAGCAGUACCCAAAGACCCCGUCGUGCAACACAUGUAAACCUGUGGAGGACACACCAGAUGUGUGGAAACUGGCGGCCAUCACCAGCUUCUCAGUGCUGGCUGUCGUGCUGGUCGGUGCUGCGCUGAUAAUCGGGGUCAUGGUGCAUCGACGCAAGUCGCGGCCUCUACGUGAACCCAUUGAAGAAACGGCGGGGCCACUUUAUCAAGCUUAAACAUUUCAGUAGCCUCAUCUUCCUCUGGAAACAGAUGUGACAGAACCAAGCAGCGACUGGCUCAGAGCCGGACGCGGGAACCUCUGGACCAUGAAGUGCCUACUCUGACCGCAGGGUAUCUCUCGACCAGAAUCGGACCAUUUUAAUUUAUUAGACUGUUCAUUGAAGAGAUGUGCUCAGUUCUCACGCUCAGUCCUUUAAGUGACCACAGGACUCCACAACCCUCACACCUCUGUAGGAAUAGUAACACAACAUUAUCUUCGAGUGGUAUCUUUUUUAAGAUUACGUGUGCCUUUCUAUCCCAUGCAAAUGAGAUUUUGAUCCUGAAGAUGUUUGUGGGUUUAUAGAUUCAGAAUCGAGGCUAAACUACAAUCCACGCUCCUGUUUUGUAUUGUGCCGUUUCCAGCAGGAAUCCAAUGAAUGUAACACAGCUCCUGCUGCCCGCUGGGCUGCAGUUUGAUCCCCUGCUGUUCUGCAGGGUUACAAGGGGUCUCUCUGCUGGUUAUUUGCCACAACAGCCUCUUAAAGAUGAACCACAUGUGAGUAAGUCAUACUAUUAGAGGCACAUUAAGGCCAUUUGAAUGUAGCUAUUUUUAGGUGAAAUGUAUUCUAGCCUUGUCCCCGUCAUGUACCUUUUCUUUUAGUCGUCUGACACAGUGGCGGAGUUGUCGGUUACGUGCUCAUGCACUGUUACCGGGUCUCCUGAGACGAACACAGACAAUUUAUUGCAGGUCAUGACAAUAUGAAAAUGUUUUUAACUGAAUCUUUUCACUAUCACAACCCCCAGAAUACGUUACCGUCCCAACGUCCGUAGGACUGGAUGCUUGAAACACUAGACAGAUCCCAAUCUGCCAACAAGUGGUAAUGUUGCUCAGAACGUACUGUAGUAAAGGGAAUGACACCUACAGUGUUUUAGGUGCAGAUACAGCCACGAGGCCAACUCUUGACUUGCCGAAUGCGCUUAGAUCUGCAACAAGGUAAAAAAAAGAAAGAUGCAUCAUGUGUAAAUGUCUGUUGGUAAUUUUGUGGCCUUUGAACCCAGUGAAAAACAUGGUGGGCAGGAUUCGUUUUCCGAUUUUUUUAUAGUAGAAUUUUUUUUUUUUCUCCAAACCAUGAUGCAGAAUGUGGUUACUGACAAUGUUUCAGGUCUUAUUUUAGAUCUGUCUGCUUGUGGGUUAGGGAACUGCUUGCCCUAUGGCAGCAAAAUUAUGGAAUCACUUAAAAUACAGAUUACUUCAUUUCUUUUUUCUUCUUUCAGAUGUUUAUAUUAUUUAUUUGUAAGUAUCUUGCAGAGUUGUAUUGUAUCAACUGUGAGGGACAAGCACAUUAAAAGGGACUCCGGUGAAGAUUUCUCUUUAACUUCCACUCGGCCAGCCAUCGAUGUUACUGAGCAAUAACUAACAACUUUCUGCUUAUUUUCUUAUGCUUUCUACGUCUAACUGUAUAUACUGUACAUGCACUGGCUUCUUUUACUUACUGCAAUCUUAUAAACCGCUUUGUGUACCAAAAGUAUUUUCACAAUAAAACUGACAAUUUUAAUAAAUAA
Molecule: messenger RNA, 2123 nt
Organism: Scophthalmus maximus (turbot)
Lineage: Eukaryota; Metazoa; Chordata; Actinopteri; Pleuronectiformes; Scophthalmidae
Product: tumor necrosis factor receptor superfamily member 12A
Exons: 5
Coding region: 218-577 (119 amino acids)
Biological process (GO): positive regulation of apoptotic process
Cellular component (GO): plasma membrane
Molecular function (GO): protein binding
Source: RefSeq, a predicted model, not a curated record